Molecule: messenger RNA, 1803 nt
Organism: Brassica napus (rape)
Lineage: Eukaryota; Viridiplantae; Streptophyta; Magnoliopsida; Brassicales; Brassicaceae
Exons: 9
Coding region: 1-1803 (600 amino acids)
Biological process (GO): DNA repair; DNA replication; DNA recombination
Cellular component (GO): nucleus
Molecular function (GO): DNA binding
Source: RefSeq, a predicted model, not a curated record
AUGAAUUCCAACAGCAAAUCUCCUGUUUCCGGCGAUUUUACCGCUAAAAAAGCAAACGGAAAAGAUGUUGUCUCCUCCGGCGAGCCUGUCGAACAAGCCGUCCAAACCAGUGUCUCUCUCUCAUCCGCCCUCUCCGGUGAUCUCAAAAAGAAGAAACCAAACGGCAAGGCCGUCGUCUCUUCCGCCGCGCCGAUCAGACGUACCGACCAUUCCGGUUUCUUUUGCGUCAACGCUGACUCCGGCGAUCUUAUGCUGAAGAAAGCAAACGGCAAGGUCGUUGACUCCUCCUCUGAGACGACCAAACAUCACGGCGGAUCUGGUGUCUCCUCCGCCAAAGUUGAUGACGUGCUGUUCUUCAAAGAUGUCAAGCUCGGACCACAAGAAGGCGAGCUAAGGUUUCGUCUGAUCCAUUACUGGGAGGCUCGGAACGCAUUCUCGAAGACACUUAUUGGUCUGGAGAUGCUUCUAAUUGACGAACAGGGUACUGUGAUCCAAGGAUUCAUCCCACCGAGAAGGAUUGACACUUAUUUGCCACAUAUGAUUGCUGGUUCCAUCUACAGGCUUAUUAGAUUUUAUGGAUCUAAAAGCAAGAAUGUGUUCCGUGUUGCUGAUCCAGACGUGACCAUAUCUUUCACAUGGAAUUCUGUUCUUUCUCCUCUAGAGAACAGUCCGGUUCAGUUUCCUGAAGAUCGGUUCCGCUUCUAUGGGCAUGAAGAGUUUGAAGCGGCAUGUGACCUCAAGGGGGCUGUUUAUGGUGAGUUCUCACUUGAUUUUGUGUUUGAUACUGAUUUAGAUUUUGUUGGUCACAUUAAACUGGUGAAUGAGCAAGUUCUGAAUGACGGUAUUGUGCUUGAUGAAGGUGAUAAAGCUUCUACUCAGCGUGUUUUGGUUCAUGUCCAAACACAUGAUGGUCCUGUGAUGAAGCUUAAUCUAUGGGACAAGGCUGCCACUGAUUUCUAUGAGAAGUUCAAGGCGCAUGGAAACACUCAGAGUGUAAUUCUGGUGACCACUGUCAACCCGAAACGAUUUGGAGGCGCUCUAAACCUAUCAUCUAUGUCAUCUUCCCGUGUGUUUUUUGACAUGGAUGUUCAGCCAACCAGAGAUUAUCUGACUUGGUUAAACUCGAACACGGAAGUUGCUAACAGGGUUAAUCCUGAGAUUGUCACCAAAGCUGAGAUAGCUACUAUAGGAGACAUCUUCUCCUACAUGAAGCGAGAAGGAGCAAAGGUUGCUUGGUUUGAAUGCACUGCCACCAUUGAUGAUGUCGUCCAUGGUUCAGCAUGGUAUUAUAUCUCUUGCGGUGGGUGCAAAACUAAAGCCACCAAAGGGCAUACCACUCUUAUGUGUAAGAAAUGUGGGAAAGCCGAAGUUACCGGUGUUGCAGAGUACCUCACGAAGCUCUCUGUUUAUGACAAUAAUGACCAAGCACGUUUUGUGCUUCUCGGUGAUGCUGGGCGUGAGUUAACUGGCAAGACAGCCGCUGAGUUGGUUGCAAACUACUUUGAGGCCAAUGUGGACGUAGAUGAGGAUCAUGUAAUCCCAGUGCCCCAAGAUCUGAUUGGUACGAUUGGUCAAACGCACAAGUUCGUUAUCAAGGUUUCAAAGCACAAUUUGGAAGGCAAGACACAAGCUUUGACUGUCACAAAAGUACUCACUCCUGAUGCUUCAGUACUUGAAGACAAUGCAGAAGAAAGCGUGGAUGAUGAACCUGCCGAUGAGAGGAAGGAAGUUGCAGAUGAGUCAGUGAAAAGGAGUUCUGAUGGGGUUGAGUCUGGUGAGGUUAAGCGUGCCAAAUGUGGCUGA